Messenger RNA from Talaromyces proteolyticus, 1204 nucleotides. RefSeq names its product Alpha/Beta hydrolase protein. The record is from RefSeq and is a predicted model, not a curated record. The transcript has 6 exons. Bases 119 to 1204 code for a protein of 361 amino acids. Lineage: Eukaryota; Fungi; Ascomycota; Eurotiomycetes; Eurotiales; Trichocomaceae.
CUGGACUCCUACAUGUUGCCUGAUUGCCUAGUUACCCCUAGAUACACGUUCUCAAAACGGUCCUACUGUAUACUCAUCUCUCUAUUAAAUCCCAGUCUAUUUGGCGCUCACCUUCAGCAUGUCGACGUCGCAGCCGCCAGAAGACGACUCCUUUGUCGCUGUCCCAGGUUUAGGCCAAGUAAAAGGCUUUACAACGUCGGACGGUGUCUCCCAAUUUCUUGGAAUACCGUACGGUUUGCUGAAAACCCGCUGGACGCGGCCAGAGGCAAUCACGCGGUUCGAAUGUGGGAAGCAUGAUGGAACUCGGCACGGCCCAAGAUGCCCUCAGCCAUCCGCCGCCGACUUUUCGCAACUAAGUGUACCCGGCUUCCCAUCUAGUCCUCUGGUUGUGCAAGAUGAAUUCAAAUGUUUGCAUCUCAAUAUUGUUCGACCUAGCGGUUGCACACCCGCGAGCAACCUUCCCGUCAUGGUUUGGAUCCACGGUGGCGGCUUUUCCAUCGGAUCGAACAGCGAGAUCGCAUUUGAUGGAAUUCCACUGGUGAAGGAGUCGAUAUCGCUGGGGAAACCAGUCAUAUAUGUCUCCAUUAAUUAUCGGCUCGGCUACUUGGGCUUUUUCGCCAGUGCAAAAUUACUCGUAGAAAGCGGCGGUAAGAGUGUGGGCAACUACGGGCUCUGGGACCAGCGGCUGGCCUUGGAAUGGGUCCAAGAAUAUAUUGAAGCAUUCGGUGGAAACCCGCAUGCGGUUACCAUAUUUGGCGAGAGUGCAGGUGCAGUUUCUGUACAUUCUCACAUGGUUGCAAAAAGCCCGCUAUUCCAUCAGGCUAUUGUCCAGUCCGGAGCUCUUGGAACCUGCUCACCGGUGACGUUGGAGCGCUUAAGCGCAUGCCAGGGGCACGACCGGCUCGCAGAAGCAUUGGGCUUUACGGAAAAUGUUGACCUCCAAACCAUGAGAGGUACUAGUGCGACAGAGAUUGUGGAAGCGAUGAAAAAGACCUUUAAAGGCCGUUUGGCGGCCUUCACUCUGCUCGAUGAUCGUCAAAUGGAGGAUGGUUUCUUCCCCCCGGACACGGAUUUCCUCGGCAUCCAGCCCUUUUGCAAGCGUAUUGUUAUUGGGGAUUGUGAAAAUGAUGUAACUGGUCCCCCUAUUCUCUCAUCUCAUUUUAGCAUGAUUGCUAAUGUGAACAGGGGAUUAUUACUGCGCUGA